AUGAAAUUCGGCUGCAACUUCCAGCUACGUCAGCACCCUCAAUGGAAAGAAGCCUACAUCAACUACAAUGGUAUCAAGCAAACUGUAAAACAGCAUCCCAGUCUGCGCAGUCAACCUGUUUGGGACGGCUUUGAGGCACAUCUUUCCAAGGAAAUUGGCAAGGUCGAUUGCUUCCUCCAAAGCCAGGUUGAACAUUUGAAUGAUUGGGCCGAUGCGAUCUUGUCGCGGUUCUCCUUGCCCUCCAUUUCUCCUGGUCUAGACGUGCUGACGCACGUUGCGACAACCGAGUUACGUGACCUUGGUGAAUGCCUAUGUGAGGUUUUGAGCUUCAUCUCGCAGCUCGAAUCAUUUGCAAAGCUCAAUCAAGAUGCUGUUCAGAGAUUGUUGGCCAAGUAUGCAAAGUUUACUGGCCUGGGCACAGCGGGCAGCCUGGACUUUCCAGCCACCCUCAUUGCGAGACCGUGGCACAGCACCGCCGAACGCCUGAGAGGCCUACUAGACUUGUCGCGUUGCGCACAAGCGUCUAUUGCAGUUUCUUCCGACACCCAGUCGCUAUUGUUGCGGCGAGUAAGCCCAAUUGCGCUCGGCUGCACAAGCGAUGUAGUCCAUCGCUGCAUUAGGGACGAUGAUCCCGCAUCGUUGAUGGUUGCGCUUGCUUCUCCAGUCUCCUACAUGGAGAAUCAGGCUAUGCUGUAUUCGGUUUUGCAAGUUGCGAUCAAUUACCGGGCCGUCAUGUGCAUCAGGUCUCUACUGGAAGAGAUCACUGCUCCGCUUGAAGACUUGUCCUGUGGCCACCAGGACGCCCUGCACCAACUCGUGAUCCAAUUCUCACGAUCUCAGCCCUCAUUGAGUGCAAUCGGGACUCUUGUGGAGAUUUUCCGCGAACUGUCUCCUUACCAGCACCACAUGCUGCUCGUCAAAGAUUGGAGGCUUCGCACUCCUCUUCACUAUGCCGCAGAGUAUGGUUGGUCCAGAUUGUGCAAGCAGCUUGUCAGGUUUAUGGAGCCCUCGGCAGUCUUGCAGCCGGACAAGUCUGGUUUGACACCGCUUCAUUUGGCUGCAGCCCAUGGCCAUGUAUCUGUGAUGAAAUCACUCCUCUCAUUGGAAAGCGUAAGCCUCGCGCUGUCUGAAGAAAUGGCUGGUGCAUUGCUGCACAUCUCCAUCCAAGCAAAAUCUGCAGACGUAGUGGCAUGUCUCUUGACAUGUGGCAAAGGUAUUAAUGUCCAAGAUAACCAGGGCCGCACGCCAUUGUAUGCCGCCGCUGAUGGUGGUGAUGCUGACAUGAUUCGCGCACUGCUCGACAUUUCAGAAGGUUUGCAUAUUGACCGCACAGAAGAUUCCUACGGACGUUCACCUUUGCUAGUAGCAUCUGUGCGUGGUCAUCAUGAAAUAGCUGAGCUUCUUCUUUAUGCAGGCGCGGAUAAAGAAAUUCGAGAUCAUCGCGGCUGGACAGCUGUAGAACAUGCAUCGUACCGAGCGCACAUGACUAUAGUCGAAGCUCUAAAGCCACAGUUCUCACUAGACCUGAGCAGUCCUUUGACACCAAGCAUCCAGGAAGCUUCUGCCAACAAAUCAUUCACGAGACAACGGCCGACACUGGAUUACCAGGAAUCAACUUCGCAGGGAGACCUUGACCACCUCACUACAGUUUAUGUCAAUUUAGGCUCAUUCGAUACCUCGUCUGGCGAGAAAAUCCUAGACAUGGACCCAUUCAUUAUAGAUUCAGCCAUGCAGAAUGGCACAGGUGGAGUGUUUCUGGAAUUGUCAGCGACACAAUGUCACGAGCAGCCAUAUAUACUCAGCCUUCCUUUCGUGGGAGAUAUUACCGAGACGACAUGGCGGUUUACCACCACAGACUCUGACAAUAUGAAGCUGAGAUUCAAGCUUUAUGAGUAUGCAGACGAUACUCGAGCAAGCAAGCAAAUGCUGGCUGCGGGCAUUGUCAUGCUGAGCCACCUCAAGGGCUGGUUCCGUCCUGGUCGACAGAGCUUGAAACGCGAAAGCACGGUUGCACUGAACUCUCCCGAGGGCGAAUAUGCCGGAGCUAUUACCUUUACGCACCUUGUCUGUUUUCCAUACAAGGUUUCCGGCCGAGAAAGACCUUUACAAAAAAUGUGCCAAUCGAACCAAACUCAAGUCGUGGGUCAUCGAGGCUUGGGAUGGAAUAUGACUGGGCUUGGCCGAAUGCAGCUGGGAGAGCAUACCAUUCAGUCUCUUCAGAGUUCCCUUGACCAGGGAGCCGACCUCAUAGAAUUUGACGUUCAGAUCACACGCGACCAUGUCCCUGUCAUCUACCACGACUGGCAAGUUUCGGAGACGGGCCUAGACAUUCCCAUUCACGCAAUGACAUUCAAACAAUGGAUGGCCAUUAGCGAGUCGCAGAGCAAUUCUACGCAUGACCACCCAGGGGGCCGGUUGCCGUGGGAUGAGAGAGCCCGACCGAAGGAACUCCACCGACAGCGCUCGAGGUCCUUGUGUGCGCAUCCCGACCAUCCCCGCAAAGCCAUGGCGGAGCGCAUGAAGCAUACUGUGGAAUAUGCCAGGAACCACAACAAGGGAAAUAUUCGCGGCGAAUGCAUCCACGACGCCUUUACGACUCUCCGGGAGCUCUUCCAAAAGUUCCCAGACGAUGUACAUUUCGACAUUGAAUUGAAGUAUCCCAUGCUUUGGGAGUGCCCCUACUGGGAAAUGGAACCUUACUGGACCGAGAUGAACGAAUACCUAGACACGACGCUCGAUGUCAUCUUUGAGCUCGCCGGCAACCGCUCCAUCUUCUUCACCUGCUUCAACCCCGAGGUGUGCAUCUUGCUCCGCACCAAGCAGAAAAUCUAUCCCGUGGUGUUUCUCAACGACUCCAUGGUCAGCGGGCCGGCCGGCGACCUGCGCGCCAUUUCGCUCCAGCACGCCAUGCGGUUCGCGCGCCAGUGGGGGAUCCAGGGUAUCGUCAUGGCAGCUGAGCCCUUUGUCGCGGCGCCCAAGCUGAUCAAGCAUGUGCGCGACCAAGGUCUGGUCUGUGGUUCGUAUGGGUCGUUGAAUGAUAUUCCAAGCUUUGCCGAGAAACAAGCGGCCGAGGGCAUAGACAUGCUCAUUGUGAACAAUAUUCGCCUCAUCUCUAGUACCCUCCGUAGUAUGAAGUGA
This is a messenger RNA of Pestalotiopsis fici W106-1, 3138 nucleotides long. RefSeq lists its product as uncharacterized. Gene Ontology annotation, biological process: glycerophospholipid catabolic process. Bases 1 to 3138 code for a protein of 1045 amino acids. The transcript has 5 exons. The record is from RefSeq and is a predicted model, not a curated record. NCBI's taxonomy places the organism in Eukaryota, Fungi, Ascomycota, Sordariomycetes, Amphisphaeriales, Sporocadaceae. Gene Ontology annotation, molecular function: glycerophosphocholine phosphodiesterase activity; protein binding.